Hippocampus zosterae (dwarf seahorse) is the source of this 1800-nucleotide messenger RNA. It is a transcript of the gene mavs, whose product is annotated as mitochondrial antiviral signaling protein. The transcript is spliced from 5 exons. Lineage: Eukaryota; Metazoa; Chordata; Actinopteri; Syngnathiformes; Syngnathidae. The coding region runs from base 114 to 1319 and encodes 401 amino acids. The record is from RefSeq and is a predicted model, not a curated record.
GGGCGGGACCGGGGCAGAUGUGUGUGAAAGGAGCACCGCGAGUUCGCCGUCCGGUUUUAGAGCAGGUCUUCAAGUGACACUCGCCGAUCCGAAGCAACCCACGCACACCAAAGAUGUCGUUUGCUAGCGAGCAGCUGUACAACGGCUACCUGCGCACCAACAUGCCCACCAUCGUCACCAAGGUCAAAGUGCGACAGAUUGUGGUCCACUUGCCGUGUCUUACCGACUCCGACCGGGAGGCGAUCGAGGCCAAGCGGGAGAUGUGCGGCAACUUCAACGGCAUGGUGCUGCUGCUGGACUGCCUGAAGAGGCGCGACAGCUGGCCCGAGCACUUCAUCCGAGCUCUGGAGAAGUGCCAGGAAGGCGCCAUGGCCGCCGAGAUCCGGGCCGAGUACGACAAGCUCCUUGGCGCCGGCGAUUCCACCCCGAGCUCUCCUCCGACCAACGCGGCGAUGGCUCACAUCCAUCCGGCGCCGCCCCCCUCUCACCCCCCCGGGCCCGAGACCGGCAGCCCCAGCCAGUCCGCCGCCGCUUCUCCACCCUCUCCCGCUCAAGCCGACCCUGAAAAUGAGAUCCGAACUCCCGCUCCCGCCCCUGAGACGACGCCCCCGCCCUCGCCCCCACGAGGGGCGACCCAAAACCAUCCGGACCACCCAGAACCGACGGAAAGCUCCGAAUCCGACAUUGCGGAUGUUCAAAGGACGCCCGAAGAGGUUUCGUUCCACUGCGACGCGACGCCCGAACACGACCAGGCUGCGGAAUCGUGUGAAAUUAUUGAAAGUCCCGACGAUGCGGACGUGACCGACGCCCCCUUGACCCCCAAAAAGCCCCCCGUGCAGGACAGCGCCCCACCUGUGGAGAAAAUCCCGCUCGAUGAUAUUUCCGAAGCUCUGGACGACACACAGAUCGUCGUCGAGAACUGUACGGCCGCAGGAAGUACACCCGCAAGCCCCGCCUCUCCCGACGCCUCCUCGGUGUUUCUGAGCACGGCCCGCGCACUCGAUCCGAACUCCGACGCCACCGUUGCCGGAUGGUCGACAGAGCCGUAUUCCGGUGACACGGACCGCUUGGAAAUAAGCAAGGAUCAGGACGAAAACCAUGAGGACGAGAUGCGGGCGCACGUCUCCCAGCCGGCGGUCAACGGCGACGCCCCCGCCAAAGAACCCGCUAGCGUCCGGGAGCCCGCUUCCACGACUUUGUGCCCCGAGACCGAGAAACCGGCCCCUCGUGGCGCGCUGGCCGCCAACGCCAAGUUUGUGGCGACGGCGGCGGGGGUGGGCGUCUGCGCGCUGUUGCUGGCGUGGAAGUUUAAGCAUUGAGGUUCGGUUUUUAAGGCCGCGUUUCCCCCAACCACUUCCUGAGCCUUUACACUCAAAAAGUCUCACUGCACAUCACCGGACAAAAAUGUCCCCUAAAAUCUGUACGCACAAAUAAUGAUUUUGUCUUAAAUUGCACACAUAUUUACGGUUUGGUUGAACACAAAUUCUAACCCCCCCCCCCCCCCCCCGCUUGAUUUUUCAAAUGUCAAAUACCUCCACUCCAUUCUAGAAAAAGAGAUGCGAUUUUAUCCAGCGUCUUUCUUCUGCCGACACAUAACUACACGUUUAAACCGUAAAAAUAUAUCCAUAAAAAUGAAAAAACUCCAGUGGCUGGAAUUUAUCCCACUUGGUUGUCAUGAGGCUUUUCCUUGCUGCGACAACGGGGCACUCUAAAUGCCACACCAUGCUAGGACUGAGAGCAAUUUAUUGCUCAGUUGUUGAGAAAUAGCAACAAACUAGCAACAAAUGGCAAUCCCGGAGC